GCUAAGUCGCUGGACCGGUGUGAGGGCGGAGCGAACGCCGAGGACCUGGGAUCCGGGUCUGACAGCUCAGCCCGCACGGCCUGGUCUGGGGCGGGCCUGGAAGCGAUCCCCACCCCCGGCCGCUGCCGCGAUGGGGAUGUGUUUUCCUUGUCCUGGGGAGUCCGCGCCCCCCUCGCCGAACUUGGAAGAGAAAAGAGCAAAACUUGCAGAGGCUGCAGAGAGGAGACAGAAAGAGGCUGCAUCUCGGGGCAUUUUGGAUGUCCAGUCUGUGGAAGAGAAGAGAAAGAAAAAGGAAAAACUAGAAAGGCAAAUGGCUGCAUCUGGACCCCCAUCAGAAGGUGGACUUAGAUGGACAGUUUCAUAAAGUACAAGAUGAGUGCAAGAGUCUACUGCCAACAACUAAUAUCUGCAAUCAAGUGGACAUCCUUAAUUGAAUAUCUUGUUUUUGAAUAAAUGAAGAUUCAGACCUUCUAAUAUUAGUAUCCAUGAAUGCAGUGCUUUUUCAAUAUUAAACUAUUGAAAAUGCUUUUGAUUUUCAAACUUAGAAAAAUACCAGAUCUUUCAUUAAAUAUGUAUUUUCCUAUAUUUGCUCUUCUGCAGAUGGUGGGCAAUUUCCCAUUUUUGGCAGUUAAAACAUCAAUGUAAAGCAUUGCCUGUAAAACAUCUGCAUAUAUCUCAAAAUUAGUAUUUUAAAUCGUAUGGCCCCCUUUAUAAAAUAAUUCAGAGAUUUAUAAUUAUGUCGUUUGCCCUUAUAUGUUUAUUUCAUUGUAUGUGAAAGACUUAAACUAUGGACUUGGUGCCUUUAACUGAUCAUCAGGGAAAAUCUUUAAAAAAACACUUGAAGGGCUUAUGUGGAGGAACAUUAUGAAUUUUUAUAACUUAGUAACUAAUCAGUAUUUGUAAAAAAUGCUUAAUUUCUCCUAAUUUAUUUUCCAUUUCUGAUCUUAUGAAAUGUACAUGGUGUGUUUUACAUUAGAAUAAGUUCUUCUUCUUUUUUUUUUUUUCUCAAAUUAAAUGUUCAUGGUCCAUCAGAGGGCAGUGAUGCUCUGUUGUACACUGUCAAACCAGAAAGCUCCUCCAGGUAAUUGAAUGAACUAACCAUAGACUCUGAAUGGAUUAUCAGUGGUGAUGUAUUUUUCCAAAUUGUAUAGCUAUUUUAAUUCUUUUUUUAUUUACUGAAGAAUGAGCAGAUUUAUGCAGAUGUGAAAUUGCCACUGUAGAGAUGAAGUGUGGAAGAAAAACUUGUAGUACUGUGUUCAGAAAGGUCUACUUUAAACAAAAAUAUUAUGAGAUGAUUCCAUAUGAUGCAUAGUCAUAAACUUUUUAUAUUUUUGUUCACUAGUGAUGAGAGUUUUUGGUAGCAUUUGUGUUUUUUGAGUUUUUCCUUUUAAUGUAUAAUUAACUAAAUAGAAGAAUUGCUUUAUCUUUACAUUAGUAUUACAGAUUGCUAAUUCUUUGGAAUGGCGAGACAGUAAUCUGAAGUCUAAAUAGAAGUUGCAGAUACGAAGUGCCAAUAGGGACUGUAAAUUAAAUAGUCUAGUUCAUUUGAUUUACAGAAAGGAAACUGAGCCAAUGUCUCAUUCUUUCCUCCCACAGACAUGCUACAUUGCGGUAUGUUGUAUAUGUAAAUUUUAAGAGUUUAAACUAUAAUGUAGGUGUCUUAAUUCCUCAUUGUAAAAAUUACUUUUUCUAUUAUAGCAUGAAAUAUUCUAAGAAUAUCAGACAAGGCACAUAAUUAAUCUUAAUUGUUUUCAUCCUUUAUGGGAUUAAUGAUAUUUUCAUAUAGGAUGGUGAGGCCAUUGAGUUGUAUUUUAGAAGAAAAAAAUUACUUUAUGAACAUGAUUAAUUUUUUCAAGGCAGAAAGAAAAUUGGAUACACUAAUUGCUGGAUGGUAAUGAAACCAGAGCAUAUCAUCCAUGAAGUGUGAAAUUCCUUCCUUCUGUUGUAAUAUAGAAAGGAUAAUCUUAUCUGUACAGCAUGCUAAAGAAUUACUACUUGGGUUGAUGUAAACAAAAGGUUUACAUCAGGGAAUACUGCCCUAUUUCUAGUAGCAAUUUAUAUCCAGAUGCCAUGCUUAUUUAUUGUUGAGUCAUGAAUAAUAUGCUGGUGUAUUGCUUUCCAGGGAUGGAAAUAUGCAAAUCCAGCCAGCCAUGGCCUGCCCACAUGGGUGUGAUCAGUUUCCUUCCUCAUCACAGCCCCAUGGGUUGUGUGGGCUAAAGGGUGACACAGAAAUGUUAGGGAUAGUGUUAGGGAGGGAAAGAGAAGAGAGAGAGCAGAUGUGUCUGAUGGGAAACCAGUAAGUGACAAGAGAAAAACAAUGUACACAAAUAUACACAUAUACCGCUCAUAAAAUGAUCAGCUCCUGGUGAAAACAUUAACUUGGAACCAAUUUAGCAUAAUUCAUCAUUUUAAAAGAAAAAUAUAAUGCUUAGUAUAUUACUCAAGCAAAUUGCUAAACUAUAACUGAAAUAAUAAAAUGCAUAGAUAAAACUAUCAUGGUAAGAUGCAAAAUAUUUAAAUCAUUGCUUGUUAGGUCUAAUCAAACAAUAUGGCUGAUAACAAAAAGUUGUGUACUGUUACACAGCCACUGUGUUGACAUGCAGCAUGUUUUUUUAAACAUCUCUGUGAUACCAUUGUUCCACUAGUUGUAUUACAUUGUUAUUAAUAUUUCCCAUACAUGUUUUGUUAAAAAUUCUGUACUGCCGGAUGAGGAUAUAAAUAUACAUUUUUCUUAUAUAGAAUUUGGGUUUGGUCAUCUCUAUUAAACAUCUAGAAUUUUGUUGUUAUCUAGAAUCUGGGCUAGUUGCUAGGCAAAUCCCAGCAACACUUUCAUCUCUUUUGGGGUGAGGCAAGAACUGGAGACCCUUUGAUAUGUCCAUACAUUCUCUAAAUUUUUAGUGUGCCUGCUUCUUUUCAUAUAUCCUAAGGAAGAAAUGAUAGUAUUUGUGUCAUUUUUCUUUCAGAACAAAUUUUGUAAUAAAGAUUCUAGCUGUCGUAUUUGGACCCAAGAAAAAUUUGACUCCCCCCCCUUAACCAUUUAAAUGAUUUUCACUCUUAAGAAUUACACUACCCUCUUAAAAGAAAAAAUAAAUUUAUCAGUUGCAUAAGUAGGUGGGGAAAAGGUGGGUAAAUAUGCAUGCAUAUCUGUCUUAAGAUUAGAGUUGUAUUCUUUUGACAUUUUCUGCAGGCAAGCAUCGCAAAUACCCAUGAGUCUCUCAAAUACCCACGACUAUAUGCUUUCAUUUAAUUCAGAUGUGCUGUGGCCAUUUUCUAUGAUUUUUCUUGAAAGUGACUGACACAAGACAUUUAUGGAGUAAACACUGAAGAAAUUUUGGAUUAACACAAGUUUGUGUCCCAACGACUCAAACACUUAAAUUUCUUUAUGACAUGAUUUUACACUUCCACUUGUAGGUAGGUUUCACCUUGCAAAUGUUGCCUCUAAAAAAGAUCACUAUGGCCUAAGAAUUGAGUAUUCAUAAAUUACUUGACCCAAAUGCCGUACUUUUAUUAUAUACUGCUAAAGCAACAUGUCUGACUUGUUGCGUGUUGAGUUUCAAGUUGCUGUCUAGACAGAAAGACACAGGUUUAAACCAUCUUCUCCAAAUGUGUUAGUCCCUUAGACUUGUGGCAAGCACUUGAACUUCCACAGUCCUGCUUUGAGUCAGCACUGUUCGGCUGGGCAUUUAGCCGGGAAGGGAUGGGUAACUUUGUGUGUUGUAUUGGGAAAGUUUUCCCCAAUGAAUUGAGAAAUUGUCCUUUCUUUUCUUCUUUCUCUGUACACAGAACUGGGGUACAGAUCAGAGGUACAGGGGUUAAGA
Molecule: messenger RNA, 3818 nt
Organism: Condylura cristata (star-nosed mole)
Lineage: Eukaryota; Metazoa; Chordata; Mammalia; Eulipotyphla; Talpidae
Gene: SVIP
Product: small VCP/p97-interacting protein
Exons: 4
Coding region: 131-364 (77 amino acids)
Biological process (GO): positive regulation of autophagy; negative regulation of VCP-NPL4-UFD1 AAA ATPase complex assembly; negative regulation of retrograde protein transport, ER to cytosol
Cellular component (GO): endoplasmic reticulum membrane
Source: RefSeq, a predicted model, not a curated record